Gadus chalcogrammus (walleye pollock) is the source of this 3760-nucleotide messenger RNA. It is a transcript of the gene hdac11, whose product is annotated as histone deacetylase 11. Gene Ontology annotation, molecular function: histone deacetylase activity. The transcript is spliced from 11 exons. Lineage: Eukaryota; Metazoa; Chordata; Actinopteri; Gadiformes; Gadidae. The record is from RefSeq and is a predicted model, not a curated record. Bases 292 to 1386 code for a protein of 364 amino acids.
UAAGAGCAGCGUAAAGUGCGUCAAGCGCGCUACGGGCGCAAGCGACGGAACCUCGGAGGCGAAUUCGCGCACGUUUCCUACGUAGGAGGGGAAGAAGAGAGGAGAUACUGAAUAUACGAAAUAGAUUAUAUAUUAAUGUAUAUAUAUGUAUCCGGAUUCCGGAUCCAACUUUUGUACAGUCUCUUGGUCUUUGAUGAGGAACCUUUCAAGUCCGUGAGCGUUAGAAACGGCUCGAUUUCCGUGACGUGCGUAACAUAAAUAGCAGAUCAAACUAGAAAUGCCGGUGGGACAAUGUCAAAGGGGCAAGACACUGAAAGCGGAAAACGUCCUCACGACACUGAACUGUAUGUUGACGUCCCUCGUACAAGCCUGCCCAUAGUGUACCACCCCGUCUAUAACAUCACCUUCAUGGGCCUGGAGAAACUCCACCCCUUUGACGCUGGGAAGUGGGGGAAGGUCGUCCGCUUUUUAAAAGAGGAGCAGUUUGUGACUGAUGAGAACAUGGUGCCCGCCCUGGAGGCUUCAGAGGAGGACCUGAAGGUGGCCCACACCAAGAGCUACCUCAGCAGCUUAAAGUGGUCGGCGAUCGUGGCGGGCAUCACGGAGAUCCCCCCGCUGAUGUUCCUGCCCAACUGCCUGGUUCAGCGACGCGUCCUCAGGCCAUUGCGGACCCAGACUGGAGGAACCAUCAUGGCGGGGAAACUGGCGAUCGAGCGAGGAUGGGCCAUCAAUAUUGGAGGUGGUUUCCACCACUGCUCCGGGGAUGAGGGUGGCGGUUUCUGUGCCUACGCGGACAUCACCCUGGCCAUCAAGUUCCUCUUCGAGAGAGUGGAGGGCGUCGCCACGGCAACCAUCAUCGACCUGGACGCCCACCAGGGAAACGGCCACGAGCGAGACUUCCUUGGAGACCGGCGCGUGUUCAUCAUGGACGUGUACAACUGCCACAUCUACCCCAGGGACAGAAUCGCCAAGCGGGCGAUCCGGAGGAACGUGGAGCUGGACUGGGGCACGCAGGACGCUGAGUACCUCCGGAAGGUGGAGCUCCACACGGAGGGGGUGCUCAACGAGAUGCGACCCGACAUCGUGGUCUACAACGCGGGCACGGACGUCCUGGACGGAGACCCCCUCGGAGGGCUGGCCAUAUCCCCGCAGGGUAUCAUUGCGCGGGACGAGAUUGUGUUCAGGGCUGUGAGGGGGCGGGGCAUCCCCAUCCUCAUGGUGACGUCGGGGGGGUACCAGAAGAUGACCGCCCGCAUCAUCGCUGAUUCCAUCCUCAACCUGCAUCACAAGGGCCUGAUUGGCCCAGAGGAGGGGGAGGGUUCCUCACCCAAGCCAAUCGGGAGCGAGAGCUCUGUGUCGGUUAGCUCUGUGCACACUUCUGUCUGAAAGACUUUAUUACGCCUAAACACGUGUGUGUGUGUGUGUGUGUGUGUGUGUGUGUGUGUGUGUGUGUGUGUGUGUGUGUGUGUGUGUGUGUGUGUGUGUGUGUGUGUGUGUGUGUGUGUGUGUGUGUGGUCCGUAUAUGGAUGUGUGCGUGUGUGUGUGUGUGUGUGUUUGUGUGCAGGUGUGUGUGCAUGUGUGUGUUAGUGUGUGUCUGGAUGUGUGGCGUCCGGGGGUUCUUGUAAUUGCACCUAAAUGCCACUGACAUAACUUUAAUAAUGUACCUUAAAUGAUUCCUGAAAGGGUCGUGCUCUGGCGCAUACAUUAACAUUACUAUUCAAACUCAUUACGCAUAAAAAGGGGUUGGGUUUGAAGACUAAAUCACAGCUGUUAUGCAAUGCCUGUGUGUGUGUGUGUGUGUGUGUGUGUGUGUGUGUGUGUGUGUGUGUGUGUGUGUGUGUGUGUGUGUGUGUGUGUGUGUGUGUGUGUGUGUGUGUCUGUCUGAAUACCAAACGACCAAUCCCAAGAACCUUCAUCUAGGAUUCAAUUGAAAAAUUGAAAUAAUUUAUUUAACCACCGAUGUUAGAAAGGGGAGGCUUACUUUGCAUAUAAUGAGAGAGAGAAACGUUCACGUGGGUUUAAUAUAAUUGAGGUAAAGUGCACAUUUAAUAAUCAAACAGGGUUUAUGAUGGAAAAGUGUCCAUUCGAUUAUGGUCUCAAUACACGUUUGUAUGGAAUGUAACUUGUUGUUCGCAUUUUGAAUAAUCAUUGUCUCUUCAUUAUUUUCAUAUUCACGUUAACUGGUUGAUGAUAGUCCAACUGGGUUUGAAUGUCCUGCACCAACAGUGAGGUAGGCCUACUGGGAGGCGUACUGGUACUACUGGGAGUUCCAUGGGAGACUCUUGUGUGUGUGUUUUUGUGAGACGUUAGUCAGGAUUAUUUGGUCUAAUUGUUUUUUUUGUGUGGCGACAGUGGUUGCAGUUCACCAAAGUGAUAUUUUUCUACUUAACAUGUUUCUACUUAACGUGUGUGUGUGUGUGUGUGUGUGUGUGUGUGUGUGUGUGUGUGUGUGUGUGUGUGUGUGUCUGUGUCUGUGUCUGUGUCUGUGUCUGUGUGUGUGUGUGUGUGUGUGUGUGUGUGUGUGUGUGUGUGGAUUUUACAUACAGGAAAAAAACAAAUAUGUUUUCCAAUUUCCAAAUUCUCUGCACCGCCAGUAGCUCUUGUGAGAAGCCAAGUCUGAGAGUAAGGAGCGAACAGGAAGCGCUUAUCAAACACAACACAACACAUAAAGCACGAUGCACCCUGGCAGACUUGGCAUUCAGUGUGGCUCCUCUUAAAUGCAUAUAUAAUCGAUCCAUAUUCAACACCCGCUCGCUGUGGCGACGUCUCUGAACAGCCAAAGUAGCAGCUGACAGCUGCAGCUCUGAAGAUUUUGUAACGCUGAGCGCACAUUCAUUAUUUUCCCACUAUGCCGCAACUUCAGUCUGGAGAACACGAAGAGAAGGGGAACUGAAACUGGAAGCAUCUCGAUCAUGGGAUCAAAGGCCCGCUCUCUCUCUCGCUCUCUCUCGCGCGCACUUGCUCUUGUUGUCUCUCGCUUCCGUUCCCCUUGCUGUCUCGCUCUCUCUUUCCCCCUCUCCCUCCCCCAUCUAUCUCCGUCACUUAUCUGUCUGCCCCCCACUCUCUCUCUCUGUCUCUCUCCCCCCUCUCUCUCUCUCUCUCUCUCUCUCUCUCUCUCUUUCUCUCUUUCUCUCUUUCUCUCUCUUUCGGCUCUUAGAGGAACAUGAAAGGUCGCCUACUCUCGCUCAGGACUGCUUGGUAAUGAGAGCGAAUGACAGGUCACAGCCAACGUGGCCAGCUAAUUAGCGGGCUCUUUUGAUGUGCGGCUGCUCUAUCUGAAUGGAGCACAGCGCUUUAAAGACACUCUACCUUUUUAAUUAGGACACGCUUGGCUGUCUUUGUCCUUUUUUUUUACUACGCAUCCACAGCCCAACUUUUAGUCAGGCCUCAUUGGCUUCUUCUCCUUAAGCCAGUUGACCAGUUUGCCUCUCGGGACCUUUUUCAUGCGACACAAUGCCAAGUAGAUGUGGGUAUGUUUCAUGUCGCUGUGCGUUUCAAUAACAUUAUCAUCCCAAUGUUUCUGGUUGUUUUUGACUCGUGGAAUAAAUCGUUCUUCACAGAAAACCAAAAUGUUAAGAUGUGAUAAUUAAAAUGGCUGCAGGUUGUCCCGCUCUUCCUGGAUGUUUUGUGGAGCUCUUUUUCUGAACGAGUUUCUGUAAUAAUUGCUUAUAUUGUUUAGGAAAACCAAAACAAAACUUUUUUUAACAGCCCCGGAAACGAGUUAAACAUAAAAAUAAUUGUUUUUCCAAACAAUAUUUAC